Frieseomelitta varia is the source of this 1551-nucleotide messenger RNA. It is a transcript of the gene CDC50, whose product is annotated as cell cycle control protein 50A. Lineage: Eukaryota; Metazoa; Arthropoda; Insecta; Hymenoptera; Apidae. The coding region runs from base 246 to 1295 and encodes 349 amino acids. The record is from RefSeq and is a predicted model, not a curated record. Gene Ontology annotation, cellular component: Golgi apparatus; endoplasmic reticulum; plasma membrane. The transcript is spliced from 5 exons.
CAAAAUACAACGAAUUUAUAAUGAAUAAAUAUAUAACUACUUUGAAAUAACUAUUAAUUUAGCUAUUAAUUUGAUAAAACGUUUAAUUCAAAGUGUAUGUGUUUGAUUUUUAAUUUAUUCGUUUUAUCUAUGGUUUGUCGUUAAAGAAGUUUUACAAAUAAUUCAUGUCUUGAAGGUUUUACAAAUGUUCGUGUUAAAUUGUUGAAAAUCUCGAAAAAAAAUAAAUUACUAUUUUAACAAGAAGUAUGACUUCUAUUAGCGAAAUUAGUUCGUUACCUAAAACGAAAAAACCUUCGGACAGUGCAUUUAAACAGCAACGUUUACCUGCUUGGCAACCAAUACUUACUGCUGGAACUGUUUUACCAACAUUUUUUGUAAUUGGGAUUGCUUUUAUACCAGUUGGAGUUGGAUUGCUUUAUUUUUCUGAUCAGGUUAAAGAAUAUAUUUUAGACUAUACAGAUUGUAAUUCUAUAGACAUAUUUCGUGGAAAUGGAAUACCUGUUAAAUGUGCAGAUGCUAUAGCAGAAGAUCGUUCAAAGCCUUGUCGUUGUAAAUUAAAUUUCACAUUACCAUAUGAUUUUAAUGGAAAAAUUUAUAUGUAUUAUGGUUUGACUAAUUUCUAUCAGAAUCACAGGCGAUAUGUAAAAUCAAGAGACGAUAAUCAACUAUUAGGAAAAUUGAGUGAUGUUGUUUCUACAGACUGUGAACCAUUUGCUUAUGAUGGAGAAAAAGCUAUCGUACCAUGUGGUGCUAUUGCUAAUUCAUUAUUUAGUGAUAAUUUAACAUUAUAUUCUGAAAGACAUGAGAAAUAUGUACCAUUAUUAAAAACUGGUAUAGCUUGGCCCUCAGAUAAAAAUAUUAAAUUUAGAAAUCCUGAGGGUAAUUUAAAAGAAGCAUUUCAGAAUUUUGCAAAACCAAAGAAUUGGACUAAAUAUAUUUAUCAGUUAGAUGAAGAAGAUGAAAGCAAUAAUGGUUUUCAAAAUGAGGACCUCAUUGUUUGGAUGAGAACUGCUGCUUUGCCUACUUUUAGAAAACUAUACCGCAGAGUAAAUCAUACGGAAAAUGGUUUUACUGAAGGUCUAUUAGCAGGGAAUUAUACACUUACCAUUGAUUACACAUAUCCUGUGUCUGCCUUUGAUGGUAGGAAAAGAAUGAUUUUGAGCACUACUUCUCUUCUUGGUGGGAAAAAUCCUUUUCUUGGUAUUGCUUAUAUAGUUGUAGGAUGUAUUUGUUUGUUGUUAGGCAUCACAUUAUUAAUAAUACACAUCAAAUGUUCUAAAAGCAAACUAAUGUAAAGAUGACUGCAACAAAGUAUGCUUAGGGCACCAUAAUUGUUCUUUGUAACAGAGAUGAUCAAUGUGACUCCAAAUACACCAUAUCAAGAAUAAUUAUCCAUAAUUGUUAUAAAACUUGAAGAACAUUCUGAAUAUUCUGCAUUUAAUUUGUAAGUGACAAUAUAAAACAAUCUAAUUUAACUAGAAAAUGCAUACUUAAAAAGAUUAUUAGUUUAGUUUAUAUUAAAAGAAAAAAAAAUGAAAUAAUUGUCUAUCA